Boleophthalmus pectinirostris (great blue-spotted mudskipper) is the source of this 868-nucleotide messenger RNA. It is a transcript of the gene cbln18, whose product is annotated as cerebellin 18. The transcript has 4 exons. Lineage: Eukaryota; Metazoa; Chordata; Actinopteri; Gobiiformes; Gobiidae. The record is from RefSeq and is a predicted model, not a curated record. The coding region runs from base 1 to 720 and encodes 239 amino acids. Gene Ontology annotation, molecular function: protein binding.
AUGAGGCUCCUAGUUUAUGUGGUGUUUGUAGGGGGACUUCUGCUGGACUGUGCCAACACUCAGAAAACAACAGUCACAGUAAAGGAUCUUAAAGAAGCAGCAGAGAAGUGGGUGGGUGAUAUUCCCUGUCUAGCGUGGGACUGCAACUGUGCCUUCAGGUCGCAGAGCUGUUGCUGUGGAAAUGUGGAGCUGCAGAUUUUGAGAGACCAGGUUAUGGAGACAUUCCAGGAAGUGUCUGGGAAAAUCAACCAGCUCUCAGAUGAGAUCCAUGAAGUCAUAGGACCAGUAAAUGUAGCCUUCACUGUCUUCCUGGGAGAAGACAUAAAGUGUAUUGGACCAUUUGAGAGAAAUGUCACUAUCCCUUACGAUGUCAUCUCCCUGAAUGAAGGACGUGGGUACAAUUCUGGGCUGGGACUAUUCACGGCUCCAGUGUCGGGGGUGUAUUCCUUCUCUCUGUCAGUGUACUCCAGGCUGCAGCAGGCCGGGCUGCACAUGUACCACAGAGUACAGCUCACAAAGAAUGGUCACCCAGUGGUGUCUGUGUGGGAGGACAACUCUGAGGACAUGGAGGACAGUGGCUCUCAGAAUGUGCUUCUGUCUCUGCAGCAGGGGGACCAGGUGUGUGCAGAGCUGGUGCAGGACAGGAAGCUCUGUGGCAACAUCAGGGGACUCAACAGCUUCUCGGGAUUCCUCAUCUACCCCACGGAAAAUGCCUCAUAAUUUGUCUUUAGACAUUUUCAUGUAAUGUACUGACUCACACUUAUCCAAGCUUUGGACUGGCACAAAGCUUGUCAAAGCUUUUAGAGUUUUUCUUUUUGCUGUGAUUAUGUUUUGAAGAGAUCCCUCAGUAUCCCAGUUACAGUCUGGC